AUGCCUUUAGCGGUGGGACUUGGUCUUGGUAUUCUGCAUGCACAAAUAACCGCUUAUGAUCCUCAACGUCGUACACGCACUUCAUCUUCGAGGCGCACUCCGGGAUCGGCUUUUUCGGACUCUAUUGUCGGUCCUGAAUCUUUACCACCACCACUACCACCACAUCCACAGUCUUCAAUAGCUGUAGAAACGCAGUCCAAUCUUUCCAAUCAUGCAAGUGCAACAACGCAGCCAUGUCUUCCGGCGGAGACCACCGAAUCCAACCCCGCAACAAAGGACAAUGCAAAUCUAUUAUCCUCUCCUUGCCACAUUCCAAACAAAGGCAAUCAGUUGGACAAUUCACUCGAAAUAUUGUCUCAUCAGUUGGUCGAGACUGAGGGUGAUGAGGUGUUGAGACUAAAAGCGGAAAAAUCGCCUAAUUACCUGACAGAGGGAAGCGGGGCUGGCGAUGGGGUACCGGCGGAUCCAAUUCCUAUUGGUCACCGCCGUCGCGCCCUCUCGCUUAAAACGGUUUCCCACACCCGUGGCAAGGUGUUCGGCAAUGGUGGUGGAGGUUCUCAAAGGGAGGCUCCACUCGAGCGCAAGUCUUCAUCGGGUGCUGGCAAUGAUGCUGACGUGGAGAGUGAUCAAGAGGCCUAUGAUGGCAAGCUGCGAUAUUGCCUCCGCAAGCGCAGUGCCUCCCUCAGUCCCGACUUCUGCCUUUCUGUGUCUACCACUCCGCCAUCAGUUUCUCCGCUAGAACAGAAGAUUAAGCACUUCAAAGAGGCCAAAAUGCGGGGCAUUACUGACCCGGAAGUAUUUGCCGGUUACCAGUUGAAGCAGUUGUCCGGACCUGUCCUUGUGGGACAGCAGUUAUCGCCACCCUCGAAGAGUGUCUCGAAGUGGAAGACUUGU
Molecule: messenger RNA, 894 nt
Organism: Hydatigera taeniaeformis
Lineage: Eukaryota; Metazoa; Platyhelminthes; Cestoda; Cyclophyllidea; Taeniidae
Source: the annotation of a GenBank genome assembly